CGCGAGUCACUCAUCCUUUAAUUAAAGUAGGGUGCGGUUAGGUGCGCGUGCGCGCUGCUACUACUCCGCCCUCAACUGCCAACGCUUCCAGCAAAAGAGAUCCGCCCUGCUUGUUAUUACGCGUGCGCACUGGCAGACCUGACCCCGGAAGACCACACGCCUGCGCGGCAGAGACUACAGUGACAGUAUCUCAGAUGGGGCGCGGGCCAGUCAUGGCGGAACCAUGGUUUGGUCAGUCGUUGCAGGCUUUGCCCUCAGCUGUGGUGGGCGCACUGGGAGCCCUGGGCAGCGAGUUCUUGCGGGAAUGGGAGGCGCAGGACAUGCGCGUGACCCUGUUCAAGCUGCUACUGCUUUGGUUGGUGUUAAGUCUCCUGGGCAUCCAGCUGGCGUGGGGGUUCUACGGGAACACGGUGACCGGGUUGUAUCACCGCCCAGAUCCUCACUCCCAGCCUGCAGCAGCUCUGGAUGUGUUCCUGCCUCCAGGUCUGGGCGGCCAGAAUGGAUCUACACCUGAUGGCUCCACGCAUUUCCCUUCGUGGGAAAUGGCAGCAAAUGAACCUCUCAAAACCCACAGAGAAUAAGGGAAUGCAGAAGCAGAAAGGUCUCCGGAGGCAUCACUAGGAGUGCUGGAUCCUACACUGUGUCUUUGUUUGUUUAUUUUAUGAGACGGGGUUUUGGUGUGUAGUUCAGGUUGGCCUUCAACUAACUUUGUAGCCCAGGCUGACCUUGAACUCACAAUGAUCCUCCUGCCUUAGUCUCCAGAGUGGUGGGAUAACAGGUGUGCACCAGUAUGCCUGGCUCCUGUACUGUGUCUGGCUGCUGCUCAAGAAUGAUUUCAGGGGGCCCAGUACUGAAGUUAGGGGGUACGUUAAUGCUUGCAGGACUAGGCCUCCAUAGACUUCAGCCUUGGCAUCAGUAACCCCAGGUAGUGGGCAAGUGAAGAGUUUGUCUGUACCCUGAUCUAGGACUCAUAAGGAGAGAACACAUGUUUCUUCUCUUUCGGGGUUCAAAGCUCAGGAGAGGCCUUAUGUUGGGAAGGCUUGCACGCCCUUUUAGGCUUGACUUUUUCCUGUCUCCCUUCUUAUCCUCCUGAAAUAUGACCACACAGAAAUUUGCUUGAGAGGAAGCCUGAGGUUGACCAUUUCUGGGAUUUGUAAGGAAAGUCUAUUCUUGCCUAAACCUUGAAUUUCUUUGGUUUUGCUUUGUUAGCAGGGAGCCAAGUAAUCAGGCCAAGGCCAGGCCUUCUAGGCAAUUUUUUUUUUUUUUUUUUGGUACUGGGGAUCGAACUCACAACUGCAUUGCUUGCAGGGCGGGCAUUUAUGCCGCUGAGCUAAAUCCCCAGCCCUAGGGCCAGGCCUUCUACUCUGGUUAUUUAGCUGGCUACUGAAGUAUAGGACAAGGUGUACUGGCUGGCAUCAUCCAGACAGAGGAGGCACCACUCACUUACUUCCCUGACCCAAACAGCUCUUCAGGUAUAAGGCAAAGGAGAUUAUCAUUUCCCAGUUAUCUUCAUAACUCUCUGUCCUCAGCAAAAAGCAAGGUGUCUAAAAGAGACAGAGCCCAUUACCUGAGCCUCUGGGGCUCCCACACCUACUGUUUAAGUGCCCUUGGAGUCUUGGGUCUGUACCCUCCCUUUUAGUAGGGAGAUACUAAGCAGUUAGUGCAAAGUAGCUCCAUCAGCUCUGCAGUCUGAUCAUUUCCCAUCUUGUCAACAGUCCUUAACCUGAAAGUCUACCAGCACUGUCUCAGCUCGUAGGAGCCCUCAACAUGAAAGAUCAACAGGCCAGAUACCCCUGGCCCCUUUGCAAUGGGCAGGAGAGGUUUCAGAGGAGUGGGUAGCAAAAGCCCCCACAGAAACACUGCUUCCUCAAAGCAUUAUGGUCCUAGAUGUAGCUCUUCCCUAAUGGCUGCCCUGCUGCUUACCUCUGCUACCUCAGUGUCCCACUCCCCACUUCUCCAUUAGAUGUCAUAUAUCCACUUGGUACCCUCUGCCGUGGCAGAGGUACAUUGGAAGUCUCCAGGCCCACCCACUGACACUGACCUGCAGAUGCAGGGGCUCUGUAGGUUACCCAGGCUCAACUGAAAAUGUGGCUUAUUAAACACAUAAGUGCA
This is a messenger RNA of Cavia porcellus (domestic guinea pig), 2112 nucleotides long. RefSeq names its product T cell leukemia translocation altered (gene Tcta). Gene Ontology annotation, biological process: osteoclast fusion. The record is from RefSeq and is a predicted model, not a curated record. Bases 195 to 581 code for a protein of 128 amino acids. The transcript has 3 exons. Lineage: Eukaryota; Metazoa; Chordata; Mammalia; Rodentia; Caviidae.